This is a messenger RNA of Lingula anatina, 619 nucleotides long. Its product is annotated as cubilin-like. Lineage: Eukaryota; Metazoa; Brachiopoda; Lingulata; Lingulida; Lingulidae. The record is from RefSeq and is a predicted model, not a curated record.
CUCCAGUUCCUGGAGUUGGAACUAUGUCCUUGAAACUGCGUGCGGUCAUAAUGCUUCAUUACGUCUUUCGCAAGCACAGUCUUCAGUUCCUUUUUAUAGCAACUCUAAAUGAGAACCAGAUACCAAACACAGAGGUCUGUUUAACAGCGCAGUCGUUGCGAAUAUUACGGAAAACAUGAAUUCGACAUGUUUGAAACUUCUUUUGCUUCAGGUUUUUGGCGUGGUUGACUUUUGUUUGGGGCAAUAUGUAACAGAUACAUGUGCGGUAGGGUCAGGAUCAGUGGUGCCACCUGCCAAGAUAGGCUACACCAGUGCCAGAAAUGACAGUUCAGCAUGCACGUGGGAAAUAACGGGACAACCGGGACAGGUACUAGUGCUCCGUAUAUCGUUUAGUGGAACAUUUCGACAUGAAUGGAUCGAAAAAUGUACUUUGGCAUACGUGGAUAUCGUCCAGAGCAAUUCGAACCUUAGACAGGGCAGGUUUUGUGGCAACACAAACCCACGGUAUUAUCAAUACAUAGAUGGCGGGGUGCGGAUAAGAUUUGUGACCCACAUGAAAGGCGUACAACUUAACAUUUUGGUCUAUAAUCGAGGUACUAGUGCUCCGUAUAUCGUUUAG